Molecule: messenger RNA, 1939 nt
Organism: Ochlerotatus camptorhynchus
Lineage: Eukaryota; Metazoa; Arthropoda; Insecta; Diptera; Culicidae
Product: tubulin--tyrosine ligase-like protein 12
Exons: 1
Coding region: 46-1911 (621 amino acids)
Biological process (GO): protein modification process
Cellular component (GO): cytoplasm
Source: RefSeq, a predicted model, not a curated record
AAGUAUUCUCAAAGUUAAGUUCGAAACGAGUGCAUUCAAGCCACGAUGGACGGCCUUAACCAGUACGAUGCAUUCAUAUCCGUCCACAAGGCGCAGCUGCAGGCAUCGGGCGUACCGGAACACUUUUGGCCGCAGUUGUUCCGCAAGCUGAAGCACCAGGAAUUCGACGCCGGCAGCAGCUUCUCUCUACUCCUGGUGGACUACGGCGAGGAACAGCGUUCCCAGGAGGAACAGCGUUCCCAGGAGGAACCCAUCUGGACGGUGGCCGUGGUCAAGGAGGGUGGAAUUCAGGCCAACGAUCCGACGGAGAUCUAUCUGGUCGACCAUGCGUGGACCUUCAGGGCGGACAAUGCCCGGCAAUUGCUGAACGAACAUCCACCGCUGGUCAACCGACUGGCCAUCAUGAUGGGAAUCGAACAGGAGGCUCUGCCAAGCUCGGUGAUCGUUUCCAAGAUUCUGAACGACGUUUGGAAGUGGUGCAACAUGUACUCGCUGAAUGGGGAAGGGCUGACCGUGGAGAACCGGAUGCCUAUCUGGUACGUUAUGGACGAGCUAGGCAGUGGAAUUUUGCAUAGCAACAGUCCGAACUGCCGAGUGGUGCCUUUCAUUCACGUCACGGAACAGAUGACCUACAGUUUGCUGUUUCCCAUAGAAGAUUUGGAAGAAGGAGAUCAGCUGUACCGGGAUUUCGUGGAAGGAGUUCCCAGUGAUUGCAAGGAACGUGAUGCCCUGUUGCUUCCGUGGCACUAUACUUCUCUGGCGGAGGAAAGUUACACCCAAAAGGAGGCUGCCAAGGAGUACUUCCUGGCGGGGCAUAUCGAGGAAUCGCUUCCCGAUCCGGAUGUUGCCCCACCGUUGUUCGAUGGUAACAGUCCGCUAAAGGUCUAUUCCGAGUACGAAAUGGUCAAUCAGUAUCUAACGGACCCGGGAUUUGAGAUUGUGCAGAGCCCGGAAGAGGCGGACAUUCUUUGGUUGACGUCCCAUUUCAAGCAGUACAAAGAAUUCAGCGAGUCCACGCCGAAUAAGUACGUCAAUCAGUUCCCGUUCGAGAAUGUGAUCACCAUCAAGGACCUUCUCAGCAUUGUGUGCAGACGGAUGGCCAGAAAGGGUGACCAGGAUUCGUUGGAAGCCAAUCCCCAAUGGCUGCCAGUGACGUACAAUUUGAAAACCGAAUUGGUUGAAUUUGUCAGUUACUAUCAGAACCGUGCCCACAAGGGGCUGGACAAUCACUACAUCGUGAAACCUUGGAAUCUGGCCCGUGGCUUGGAUAUGUAUAUUACUAAGAGCUUGACUCAGAUUAUGCGGCUUCAGCAAACCGGACCGAAGAUUGUGCAGAAGUACAUCGAAAAUCCGGUCCUAUUUGAGCGUCCGGAAGUGGAGGGUCGCGUCAAGUUCGAUAUUCGGUACGUGAUCCUGCUGAAAAGCGUCGAUGAGCUGUCCGCCUACGUCUACACCAACUUCUUCCUUCGUUUUGCGAACAAACCGUUCGAGUUGAGCGGUUUCGACGACUACGAGAAACAUUUCACCGUGAUGAACUACUCGCAGUUCCAGCUGAGGCACAUGAAGUGCGAGGAAUUCCUGGAACGGUGGAAGGUGCAAUAUCCCAAACAUCCGUGGGAAUCGGUCGAGGCGGACAUUUGCGACAUGCUGAAGGAGGUGCUGCAGGGGGCGACCAAGGUGGGUCCGCCGUGCGGAAUCGGAGCCAGUGCUCAGUCCCGGGCGUUGUAUGCCGUGGAUUUGAUGCUGGAAUGGGCGGACGGAGGAGCGACUAUCCAACCGAAGGUGCUGGAGGUGAACUUUACUCCGGACUGCAAGCGGGCCUGUGAGUACUAUCCGGACUUUUACAACGAUGUGUUCAAUGUGCUGUUUCUGGAUCAGGAGAAUCCGGACGUGCUGCGGAAGAUCGUUUGAGUUGGAUGAGGAAGGAAUAAAGGGCGAG